AUGGUGGAGUUUCGAACGAGGUUGCCUGAGCAUCAUCAGGGUGCUGCUUACCAGGGUGCGUACGUGGAAACGUCCAUUCCCAAGGUCUCGGAGACUCCGUUGUACGGAAGAGACGAUGGGACUCCGGAGACUUUUGGUCCGUUUCAUGGCUCGACCCGUCCCACAAUGGACAAGAACGGGAUGAAGAAGCGCACGGUUCGAUUUGAAAACAAGGAUCGACCUACUCUUGUUCCAGCUCCAGUUUCAGCUCCAUCAGAAGAAGAACGCGAAGAUCCCAUUGAGAAAGCUUUUGACACGUUCUUCUUGUUCCUAGACGACGUCCGUCAGCAGGCAAGCUCUCCUAGGGCCGAUGGUACGACUAGCGAAGGUUGCUUGUAUGAUGUCCCCGACAAUUUGGAUGUCAACAAAGCGCUGGAAUGCGUCACAGACAGAGUCUGCCGUAACCCCUGCGUAGAAAUUGGAUGCGGCAGUGUCCAGCCUCCAGCAGAUUUGGUGCUGUCCACUCCAUCCAAGGAAGAACGGGAAGGAGCGGAUCAUGGAGAACCCAAGAAACAAGACUACAUGGUCAGCAAGGAAAAUUCGGUCAGGGACCUCAGCGCCCCGGCUCCUACUACCGAACCAAAAGACGACACCAAGGCUGCCACCAAGAAUCAAACUCCACCACCACCACCCCCGCCCCCCAAGACAAAUACCAAAUCCAAAGUUGUGGCUGCUACAUCUACAGCUGUGGCCGUGGUCAAGGACAACUCCAUCACGGAGCUCAGUGAUCCUCCUGCUGCUGCGCCAAAGGAAAACAAGAGCGUGCCCAAGCAGCAAAAGGAUGUCACCACCAAGGCCGCCCCGAAAUCGGCCAAGACUGCUUCCGUGCCAACGUACACCCCCGUGGAGACCAUUGCGGACAAGCUUCGAACCGUCAUUCCAGAAGAGAUGCUCCAGCAGAUGAUGGAUGCAUUCAUCUUGGAAACAGGAGAAAUUAAACCGGAUGCGGAAGCGCUCACCAUCAAGAGUGGAGUGGACUCGGAUCCCAUUGUAGAAAUGAUUGACAGACUCAUCAUUUUCUUUGAUGACCUCCAAGUGGCUCUCAAAACAAGAAAGAUGGAGACACUCAUGGAACAUUACAACAUGGAGGAACAAAUGGCCAUGGCAAGACAAAAGAUUGAUGACAUUUUGCAGAGCUACCAAAUCAAGAGGGAAAGCUCCAGAGUGGCGCCUGCCAACAAGCAAGUACAGAUUGUUGCAGAGGAACAACAAAAGAAGGACCAGGGCGGCGUGGAAGAAACCAAGGACGAUGCAUUUGACGCUGAUAGGAGUGACAUGUCUGAAGAUACACACAAGACCACAAACACCAAGAUCAAGCCUCCAUCCUUGCAGAUGAGGCCAUCCGAGUUGCUCGAUGCCCUUCAGUCCGCUGCCACCAUUCUGUCCGAUUCUGCGACUCCCGAAGAAUUGUCCCGGUACUCCAAGGAAGAGUUGCACAAGUUGGCUCUGGAAAAAAUCAUGUCCGAACGAAAUGAGAUGGAAGAAGGAUUUUCCGAGUACAAGACGGAAGAAAUGCUCUUGGGAGACCUCAUGAAGACGCCUGAAGAAGAAGCAAACGAUACGGAGUCGCCCCAGGCGGAGAAAGAUGCAUCCAAGGCGGAGAAAGAUGCAUCCAAGGCAGAGAGAAGGCGCAAAGAACAACUGGUUGUCCUUGGUCAUUCCGGUACUCUCACGCCUAUCCCAGAGGCAGACGAAGGCAGUGCUACGACACCUGCAUCUGAUAUUCUCGAUCAUGGACUCAUGAGCGGUACUGCCCCUGAAGUUCCCUUGAUUCCUUGUGAGGCAUCUGCAGGAAGAGAAGGCUCAUCUCUCGCCGACGCCAAUGAUAGCGUUGCCGACGACAUCGAACAAGAGCCAGACCUCACGAAGGAACCCACAGAGUCUGACCCGGUCGUCAAAGCGAUUGACAACAUCUUCCUUUGCGUUGAUGACAUGGAAGAGCAAGGUGACAUUGCAUGCAACGCGUGUAUCGGAUCGACCGUGCCGAGUGACCUCAUUGAUCCCAGUGAUGACAUUCUUGAGGGGAACGAAGAAGACAAAGAAGCAAGAUUGAAAGCUGAAAAGGAAGCAGAAGAAGCUGCAGCCAAGGCAGCAGCCGUAGCGGGCGGCAUUGCAAGCAGCUGCAGAUGA
Molecule: messenger RNA, 2169 nt
Organism: Seminavis robusta
Lineage: Eukaryota; Bacillariophyta; Bacillariophyceae; Naviculales; Naviculaceae
Source: the annotation of a GenBank genome assembly